AUCUAUCUGCAUGAGGCCAUGGUGAGCAUCAGCAGCCAGAGCUCCGGCAGGUCUCCGCCGGGCGUGCACCUCAGCACCGGCAUCGUCGGGUUCCUCGCCCGGCGUGCCAUGUCGUCGACGCAGAGGUCCAUGUCUUCCCAGCAUCCCCUGGACUCGCCCGGCUCCUCCUCCGUCGGCUCGGCACCGGCACCGUGGAGCAGUGCCGUUGAGCUUGAGCAGCGGCCAUUGGAGUUGGAGAAGGAAGCCGUGUACCGCGGGGUGCGGAAGCGGCCGUGGGGCAAGUUCGCGGCGGAGAUCCGGGACUCGACGCGCAACGGAGCGCGCGUGUGGCUGGGCACCUUCGACAGCGCAGAGGCUGCGGCGCUGGCGUACGACCAAGCGGCGUUCGCUAUGCGGGGCGCGGCAGCGGUGCUCAACUUCCCCGUGGAGCGGGUACGGCAGUCGCUGGAGGGGAUGGGCAUGGAGGCGUGCGGCGGCGGGUCGCCGGUGGUGGCGCUGAAGCGGCGGCAUUCCAAUUCGAUGCGGGUGCGACGGCCGGCGAGGAGCAGGGGCAGAGGCAGGAGCAGAGGCGAGGUGAUGGAGCUGGAGGACCUGGGAACAGAGUACCUGGAGGCGCUGCUGGGCGCCACUGCCGCAGAGGAGGAGCAGACGGAGAGGGAGAGCAGCAGCAGCUGGUGCAGGAGGCACCACUCUGUCUGAUGCUGCUCUGACUCUGACGAUGGGCAGCCAAUUAAAUACGUUUUGAUUUGAUUGUUCCUCGCCAUUACAGACAGUAUCUAGAUUGAGAAAUGAUGAUGAAAUGGAAGCAAGUUUAGGAGGAGUA
Messenger RNA from Panicum virgatum (switchgrass), 823 nucleotides. RefSeq names its product ethylene-response factor C3-like. The transcript has a single exon. Gene Ontology annotation, molecular function: DNA binding; DNA-binding transcription factor activity. Bases 19 to 699 code for a protein of 226 amino acids. Lineage: Eukaryota; Viridiplantae; Streptophyta; Magnoliopsida; Poales; Poaceae. The record is from RefSeq and is a predicted model, not a curated record. Gene Ontology annotation, biological process: ethylene-activated signaling pathway; regulation of DNA-templated transcription.